Messenger RNA from Polyodon spathula (Mississippi paddlefish), 2450 nucleotides. RefSeq names its product dual specificity phosphatase 2 (gene dusp2). Lineage: Eukaryota; Metazoa; Chordata; Actinopteri; Acipenseriformes; Polyodontidae. Gene Ontology annotation, biological process: protein dephosphorylation; negative regulation of MAPK cascade; endoderm formation. Gene Ontology annotation, cellular component: nucleus; cytoplasm. The record is from RefSeq and is a predicted model, not a curated record. Bases 432 to 1391 code for a protein of 319 amino acids. Gene Ontology annotation, molecular function: MAP kinase tyrosine/serine/threonine phosphatase activity; protein tyrosine/threonine phosphatase activity. The transcript has 4 exons.
GAAAAGUUGCGUUAAAACGCGAAGGAUUUAAAGCGAUGACAUCAGUAACUGCCGAGAAAGCAACGUUUUUACGUAUAUACUGCGGACAUAAAGAAAGAUAUCUUCGUUAUUUUUUGAAGGUACUAUUAGUCAAAACUAAUUAGAACGGUUUUGCACUUGCAACAAAAACACCCCUUUUUAAAGAAAAUUAAUUAAAUUUCAGUUUUACAAACUUUUCUUUUUCAAGCUUAACUUUUAUACACAUAACGAUUUUGUUUGCUAUCGAAUAUAAAUAAUCGAAAACUGGGGCGGGCACAAUUCUAUAUUUUAAACUUCUGAGAAAGUCGGAAUACAAUCUGUCUGAAUUUGUACCGAACAAAUCCAUUAAGAAUCGGCUCUGCCCUGUUUAUCAUUCAUAUCAUUGUUUGAAUAACGAUUUUUAAACUGCAAGAAUGGGAGUGACAGAUGUGCUGGAGAUCGGGAGCUGUGACUUCAUUCAGAUCCUAGCUACUGACCGAGAUGAGUUCAGCUCCAGCACCGGCUCCUUGGUUCUUGACUGCCGACCCUUCCUCUCCUAUUCCCGCGUCCAUGUGAAGGGGUCCCGCAGUGUGAACUGGAACUCGGUGCUGCGGCGCAGGUCAAAGAGUUCGACCGUGAGUCUGGAAUGGCUCUUCCCGGACAGAGCGCUCCUGGCCCGGCUGAGAGGAGGGGAGCUGUCCUCUGUGGUGGUCCUGGACGAGGAGAGCCGAUCUGUCGCCGAUCUCAAAGCCGACAGUCUGGCAUGUAUGCUGCUGAACGCCUUGGCAAGCGAGGUCCAGCCUAAAAAAACGCAAAUCUGCUUCUUGCAAGGCGGGUUCGAAGGUUUUUUUUCCCUGUUUCCAGAGCUCUGUCUCCAGAGCCCGGGUCUGUGCUUCUCUCCCGCCCUCAGUGACCCGGAGCCCGGCCUCACCGGCAGGAAAACACCGCUGUACGACCAGGACGGUCCCGUGGAGAUCCUGCCCUUCCUCUUCCUCGGCAGCGCGCACCACUCCUCUCGCAGGGAGGUCCUGCAGGCACUCAGCAUCACGGCGGUUCUGAACGUCUCCUCUUCGUGUCCCAACCUGUUCGAGAGCGAGCUGCGCUACAAGAGCAUCCCGGUGGAGGACAGCCAGGCGGCGGACAUCAGCGCCUGGUUCCCCGCGGCCAUCGACUUCAUCGACUCCGCGAAGAACAGCGGCGGCCGUGUUCUGGUUCAUUGCCAAGCCGGAAUCUCCCGCUCAGCUACCAUCUGCCUGGCUUACCUCAUUUGGUCCCGGCGGGUCAGACUGGAAGAAGCCUUUGAUUUCAUCAAGAAGCGCCGCGGCGUGAUCUCUCCGAACCUCGGCUUCAUGGGACAGCUGCUGCAGUUUGAAACGGACGUGCUGUGUCACUGAGCCAGCCCGCGGCGUGAUCUCUCCAAACCUCGGCUUCAUGGAACAGCGGCAGCAGUGUAGCUGAGCCAGCCCGCGGCUGAAGAAAAGCGCAAGACUUGAACAGGGACGGUGCGGUUGAAACGGUGGUGCGUCUCCUUGCACGAACUGAACUUUAAACCUGAAGUUUACAAGAAAUAAAAAAGGUUCACUAUGAGUUAGUUUAUUUCUAAAAUGAAUAAUACUAUCCAUUUUCAAUAUGCAACUGGAAUACGAGACUAAAAGAAAUCUUUGUAAUCGCGGUGUGCCUGAACUUUUUCAAAACUGACAUUUUUAUCUUAAAUUGUGAUGCAAAAGAACAAACAUGUUAGCAAUGGGUUACACGGAUGCAACAUUUAACACUCAACACGAAUUCAUCAAAACUGCCUGGGGGAAAAAAGCCUACAUGUUUUAAAUAUGCUUUUAAAUGCAAUUUUUGAAAUGGCUUCAGAUUUUUUUUUAAUUUUUUGCAAAAAUGUCUGUUUGCAAAAUCUAUUGUUUACAGCGUGCUCGCAGUUUCCUUAUGAAAAAACAUAUUCCUCACGCAAAAACCUCCAUUUGUGAAUUUUAACAUAACUUCAAUGAUUUUUUGCACUGCAAAACGUGACGUCACCGAGCCGCUGAGAGAAUUUCAUUUCAUCACAGACGGAACACUUUUUGAUGCUGCAUUUCUCAUACACAGUGCUGAACGUGUUUGCUUGUUAUUUCACGCGUGGGUUUUUUUGAUGCUGCAUUUCUCAUACACGGUGUUGAACGUGUUUGCUUGUUAUUUCACGCGUGGGUUUUUUUGAUGCUGCAUUUCUCAUACACAGUGUUGAACGUGUUUGCUUGUUAUUUCACGCGUGGGUUUUUUUGAUGCUGCAUUUCUCAUACACAGUGUUGAACGUGUUUGCUUGUUAUUUCACGCGUGGGUUUUUUUGAUGCUGCAUUUCUCAUACACGGUGUUGAACGUGUUUGCUUGUUAUUUCACGCGUGGGUUUUAGAAGUAUUGCACUUUAUAUUUAUAACACAUUCCAAACUUGGUGGGAAUCUGUAUUGUUUUAU